AUGCUUCUAUUUCUUCAAGCACUUUGUGUUCCGGAUAUUGAGAACAAGAUGGCACCUGACACCAACAAAUGCCACAACACGAAGACAGGUGGCAGCUACCAGUCAUCUGAAGUUGCAUCGAAUGAUUCCAGUCAGCAACUCAAUGAAAUCAGUCAGGGAAUCUCCAAAUUGGUCAAUCACCUGACAGUUCGGAAAAAAGAGGAGGAAUCUUCUCCAAUGGGCGACGUGAUGUCCAAGGAGCUUCUUCAAUUCAUGGCAAAUGCCAAUGCCAAGUGCAACAUGUGCCAUUUGUGCAGUGAGAACUCCAACUGUUGCACUAAGACAGUUGUAUCAAUCAUCAAUGAGCUUUCUCUACCAGGAAUCACAGCCCAAGGCUACUACGAGAAAAUCAAGGCAAAUCCACUGAUUCACAACAUCAUCAAGGACACCGUAUUAAGAGUGGUCAGAAUGGAUGGAUGUGAAUCAAAAGAUGGCUGCUUGCUUUGUAACAUGGUAAAGGCAGAGGGUGGAGAAAUGGGGAAGAAGCUUCACGUUCUAUGUGCCAUGUUUUCAACUGAUAUGGGUUGGUUCAAUUUCCUAGGGAAUCAGGGCAACAAGUCACAGCAAAUGGCACCAAUGCCAAUGUUUGGAGGCAACAGCAGUGGCAAAAUGGACAUGAAUCAGCUGAUGAUGAUGCAAAUGAUGCGGGGAAACAAGAAUGUCAACCUAAAUCAGGUUAUGAUGAUGCGGAUGAUGCAGAAUGGUGGCCUAUUUGGUAGAGCCAAUGACUGA
Messenger RNA from Enterospora canceri, 771 nucleotides. The record is from the annotation of a GenBank genome assembly. Lineage: Eukaryota; Fungi; Microsporidia; Enterocytozoonidae.